AUGAAUAGUAACCGCAGCCAGAACUUGGGCUUGAUCGUCGAUAAGGUUGGCGGUGUGGUCAUGAAAGCGAAUGUCAUUUCGUUGCAUCCAAAUACAGCGAAGGAUGACCGCCCGAACCACAUGGAAAACGACGAAGAGGCUGUAGCCGUAACUCGUUUUUGA
Peronospora matthiolae is the source of this 162-nucleotide messenger RNA. The record is from the annotation of a GenBank genome assembly. NCBI's taxonomy places the organism in Eukaryota, Oomycota, Peronosporomycetes, Peronosporales, Peronosporaceae.